AUGACGAACACAAAAGGUUAUCGCCGCGGUACGCGGUACAUGUUUGCUAGGAAGUUCAGAAAACAUGGAACCCUGCCCACGAGCGUUUACAUGCGCGUCUACAGGCGUGGAGAUAUCGUAGACAUUGUUGGUGAUGGUGGUGUUCAAAAGGGUAUGCCCCACAAGAGCUAUCAUGGGAAGACGGGUCGCGUUUUCAACGUUACCAAGCAUGCCGUUGGCGUGAUCGUUAAUAAGCGCGUUGGGAAUCGUAUCAUUGCUAAGCGCAUCAAUGUGCGCAUUGAGCAUGUUCGCCCCAGCAAGUGCCGGCUUGAGUUCCUUAAGCGAGUGAAGGAAAAUGAUGAAAAGCGGAAGUUGGCGAAGGAGAAAGGUGUUCAUUACAGCCUUAAGCGUGAACCCGUGGGACCCCGCCCUGCGCAUCUUGUGCGUACGCGUGCCCAGCCAGUUGUUACUCUCCAACCCCUUCCGUCUCCAGUUAUCAACGUAGGAACUCAGCGAUGGUGGCGUUGUCCGUCGCUGAGGGAUGCUCUCUUCGUUCUCGUCUCCAAUGAUGCUCGGUUGCUGAUCCCUGUUCACAAGAAGCUUUACCCCACAUACUGGUACGUGCAUGCAUCAAUGCUGAUGCGCGGCAUCUUGAACGGUGCAUGGAAUGGUUCGCAACAGAUGUGCCUGUAG
Molecule: messenger RNA, 672 nt
Organism: Echinococcus granulosus
Lineage: Eukaryota; Metazoa; Platyhelminthes; Cestoda; Cyclophyllidea; Taeniidae
Product: 60S ribosomal protein L21
Exons: 4
Coding region: 1-672 (223 amino acids)
Biological process (GO): translation
Cellular component (GO): ribosome; cytosolic large ribosomal subunit
Molecular function (GO): structural constituent of ribosome
Source: RefSeq, a predicted model, not a curated record